Messenger RNA from Gaeumannomyces tritici R3-111a-1, 2270 nucleotides. RefSeq lists its product as hypothetical. Gene Ontology annotation, biological process: regulation of DNA-templated transcription. Gene Ontology annotation, cellular component: nucleus. The coding region runs from base 540 to 2144 and encodes 534 amino acids. The record is from RefSeq and is a predicted model, not a curated record. NCBI's taxonomy places the organism in Eukaryota, Fungi, Ascomycota, Sordariomycetes, Magnaporthales, Magnaporthaceae. The transcript has a single exon. Gene Ontology annotation, molecular function: DNA-binding transcription factor activity, RNA polymerase II-specific; zinc ion binding.
GGCGCUAGCCGCUGGUUCCCUGGCGACGUUGCUUGCGUGUCUGGCGAGACUGGCGUGGUUGACUCGGAGACUUGAGGGUGGUUAUUUGGGCACUCCCGGGUUUGGAGCCGGCUCUUCGAUCUAUCCGUGCCUGGAUCUCUCAAGGCGGGCCUGGUUUAGUCCGGUCAUGACCCGAGCUGACAGCCCGUGCAGUCCAGAGUCUGAUAUGGCGUGGAUGGACGCCCAUUUCCGGUGCUAUAGAUUAUAGGGGGCACAAGGGGUUGUCUGGCGGAAUUCCGCCCACGGCUGGACCCACCAUAAGCGUAAGAUCGGGCAGCUGGCCCAAUCAUUGGCGGGCCAGUCGAGCUCUUGGAAUCUUUCUACAUUGGUUUAGAGAGCGAGGCUUUGUCUUGCUGUUCAAGCAUCCAAUUGUCCAUCGUCAGCGUAUUUAGGCGUCAGAGGCUAGGUUUUCUUUCUGAUUAUCGCUUCGCUCCUCAGCCGAACCCGGAAUCUGAGCAGGCGCCCUGCCAGUUGGGAACUACAGUCCACAAAGCAGCAGAAUGUCGUCCUCUCUUUCGUCACGGGAGAGAGAUAAUCCGCCGCCACGGCGCAAGGCAUGCGUCGCUUGCAUCAAAUCGAAACGGCGAUGCGACGUGGGUUUGCCUGCAUGCCAGAGAUGCCUGCACAGACAGAUCGAGUGCGUGUACGAGCCGGCUGUCGUACCCUUGCGCACAGAUCGGCCGGCGCGGCAGAGACGACAGCACGCGGCCAAGCGGGCUGGCGGAGUCGCGGCAGCGCCGUCGUGCCCUGCUAUGACCGCUCUAGAGAAUAUGGCGGAUGUGCUCCCUUGGGACGACCUCCCAUCUCUUGAAUCUCCCCUUAUUGAUCUGGAGCUUUUUUCGGCUUACACGCCGUCGGAUAUCCUAGCAACAGCUUCCCCAGCCGACACUCUUUUGGCUACUGCUGAGCCCUUGGAAUUCACCAUGUUCCAGGACGCAGACAGCCUUCUGGACAGCCUCAUGAUGACUCCCGCCCCUCCGGCACAGAAAGACCUCGAGAUUUACCGGGCGCCUAUGCAGCAACCUAUGCAGGAGUUCGAAAAAGGCACAGGCAAGCUGCAGUUCGACUUCCCAGCAUACCCGACCAGCCAGCCGGGCCCACCCAUCCCCUUCCACAUGACCAAAAUCUUCCGUUCCCGCAUGAAAUUCGCCGUCGAGGAGCUCCGGCGCGCGCCCAGGCUGUUCCUCGAGACCACGGGCACGCCCUGGAUGCACCCCUCGCUGUACCGCGACCACAUGCCGCCAGCCGUCGAGGACGCCUACUCGGCCUGCGCCCUCCUGGCCGCCAAGAACGCCGCCAACGAGGCCGUCAUCAUGCGCUCCAUCGACCGUCGCGUGGCCGCGCUGGCCGCGACGCCGCUGCCGGGGGAGGCGCCCCUCAGCGAGGUCCUCGCGCGCGCGCAGGCCUUGAUCCUGUACCAGAGCAUGUACCUGCUCGACGAGAAGGCCUCCCAGCUCUCGGGCCGCACCGUCUCGGCGCCCGCGGCGGUCGCGCUCGAGGAGGUGACGUAUCGGCUGCUGGACAAGGUCGUCGAGGGCCUCGCCGAAGGCCAGUCCUCCCACGCGCAGUGCGUGGCCGCAGACGCCACCACCACCACCUGGCUGUCCCCGCCGGCCGGCCCGGCCGGGGACGGCGGCGCGCUGGAGACCUCUGCGGCGCCGACCGUCUGCUUGCAGAGCAUGGUGCCGCACGUGUCGGGGACGGAGCACCUGCCGCUGUACCCGCUGGGCCCGACGCGUGCCUUCUGGGAGCGCUGGACGCUGCACGAGUCGACGGCGCGCACCUUCCUGGCCGCCUUCUUCCUCGUGCAGCUGACGCGCCUCCUGUCGGGCGCGGACCCGGCGCCCUGCACGGCCCGGACGGCCCUCUGGAACCACUGGACGCUGGCCGCGCGGCUGUGGCACGCGGCGGGGCCCGUCGAGUUCGCGCAGGCGUGGAACGAGGCGGGCGGGCGGCUCUUUGUCGUGUCGCCCUCGACCAUCGACGGGGUGCUGCGCGAUUGCGGCGUUGACGACGUCGACGCCUUCGGCAAGAUGAUCUUCACCACCACGCUCGGGCUCGACGAGAUACGCGGGUGGUUCGCGUCCAAGGGGGGCGUUCUCUGAGUUUCGAUCCAAGUUGUGUUUUAUUUGUUUAUCCAAGGUAUUGCGCCCCCCAACCGAAAACACCACGCUAAGCCGACUCCUACACACUCUGCUCGUCGAGCAAACGUAGAAGAAAAAAAAAAAAAA